AUGGAGACUCCCCAGGUACCCAACGCCUCCCCCACCCCAAAGCCUCCCAAUAACCGCUUUCAAACAGUCAACUUCGUGCCCGCCAAAGCCGGCGAAAUCCUCAAGCUGGGCACCAUCCAGAUCCGGAUCAUCGAAGACGGCAGCCGCACCGACAACCGCAUCGGUGUCGCGGAAUUCAUCGUCCCGCCACACACCUCGGGCCCCCCGCCGCACUGGCACGAGAUGCACGACGAGUUCUUCUUCACCACGCAGGGGACCAUGCGCUUUCAUGGCUUGCAGGGGGAGACUGUUGAUGCUAAACUUGGCGAUAGUGUGACGGUCCCAACCCGCUCGCCGCACACGUUCAGCAAUCCGUUCGACGAGGAAGCUAAGUUUCUGAAUACGUAUACGCCGGCGCAUUACAUCAACUAUUUCAAACUCCUAUCCACGCUAGGCGAGGCGGGCAAGCCGAUGAGUCCCGAGGCGAAUCGGAAGGCUAUGGCUUACUUCGCCACGAUCGGCGUGAGCGAUGACGAGAUGAAGAUGCAGAAGGAGGCUUGA
Cyphellophora europaea CBS 101466 is the source of this 540-nucleotide messenger RNA. RefSeq lists its product as uncharacterized. Bases 1 to 540 code for a protein of 179 amino acids. NCBI's taxonomy places the organism in Eukaryota, Fungi, Ascomycota, Eurotiomycetes, Chaetothyriales, Cyphellophoraceae. The transcript has 6 exons. The record is from RefSeq and is a predicted model, not a curated record.